AUGCUCAAUCAAUUCCACGCAGAAAAUCAAGAAUUCCUUGCUUUUAUUGCUAAAUUUAAUAAAGUAUAUACAAGUCUCGACGAAUUCAAUGACCGUUUCAAAAUUUUCAGAGACAAUGCUGCUUAUGCAAGAGUCCAUAACUCCCUAGGAGAAUCCUAUCUUCUUGGCAGCACUCAAUUUUCUUACCUAACUCUUGAAGAAUUCAAAGCUCUCUAUACAUCUAAUAUACCCGUCCCAACUAAUCAUGCUCCCAUCUCAGAGAUUCCACUUGAAGCUCUUCCAACUUCAGUCGAUUGAAGAGGGUCACAGUAUGUAACUCCAAUAAAAAACCAAGGAUCAAAUUGCAAUGCUGGUUGGGCUUUCGCAGCUGCUGGUGCAUUAGAAACCUCUUGGUGCCUAAAAACAGGGAACCUUGCUAGCUUGUCUGCUCAGGAAUUAAUUGAUUGCUCCUCUUCGUAUGGAAACCAAGGCUGUAAGGCGGCUCCGCAUAUUAUGCUUAUGGGUUUAUUAAAAAUAAUGGCUUAG
Blepharisma stoltei is the source of this 525-nucleotide messenger RNA. The record is from the annotation of a GenBank genome assembly. Lineage: Eukaryota; Ciliophora; Heterotrichea; Heterotrichida; Blepharismidae.